UAGAAGCGCCGACCAAAGCGGCACCGACAACAGCAAUGCCACCAAUUACAAUGACACCAACCCGACCUAGAUGUGGCAGUCAAACAUGCUUGCCACACCAGACAUGUGAGACAUUCAUGUCAGAGAAGUACUGCGCUGAUACGUGCAAUGCCAACGGUCCUUGUAAACAAAAACAGAUCUGCCAGCUUAAGACUGUACAAUGUGUUCGUGCACCAUGUCCUCCUCUGGCAGAAUGUCUCGGUGAGAGUUGUAAGGUAAGCAAAAUUCAACGCCUUGAGCAACCAAACAACUGCACUAGAGCCCGAACCCUAAAGCUCAAAACAUGCAGUGGGCUUUGUCGAUCUGGACACUCGUGCAAACCUAAAUCACAUCGAGAAAGGCUUUACAACUUCAGAAACACAUGCACAGGUAAGAAAGAAAAAUUGCCCGUCAUUCUGCACAAGAAGUGCAGUUGUCAAGAAGACACCGUCGACUCGCAGAAACCGAUGAAUGGGAUGAUGGACAUGAUGGGUUGAGAACUCACGGUUCAACCAUGAACCAGAGUCAAGUUCAUGUUGUUAUAGCUUGUUUAUGAUAGCUAGUGUUGUUGAAUGCAAUUGAAUGUCACAGAUUUUGUCAUCAUCAAUACACAUUGUGGACCUG
This is a messenger RNA of Corticium candelabrum, 642 nucleotides long. RefSeq lists its product as uncharacterized. The record is from RefSeq and is a predicted model, not a curated record. NCBI's taxonomy places the organism in Eukaryota, Metazoa, Porifera, Homoscleromorpha, Homosclerophorida, Plakinidae. The transcript has 2 exons. Bases 36 to 515 code for a protein of 159 amino acids.